Messenger RNA from Adineta steineri, 4692 nucleotides. NCBI's taxonomy places the organism in Eukaryota, Metazoa, Rotifera, Eurotatoria, Adinetida, Adinetidae. The record is from the annotation of a GenBank genome assembly.
AUGAACGUAUAUUCAAUUGAAAAAGGUACAAUUGUUUUUCAAGUUUUGUUAAUAUUUUUAUAUCAAUGGACAACUAUCAACUGUCAACUGAAUAUGUAUGCUAGUAAAGAAACAAUAAAAAUUGAUUCUUUACAAUAUGAUUGUUUAAAUUAUCAUAUUUAUUAUGAAAAACCAGCUUAUCAAGAAUUAUUAGAUGUAGUUGAUGAAGUCAUUCCAUAUUGUUUUCGUCCAAAGAACUAUCAUGAACGAUUGUUUGAAAAUUCUAUUGAUCUGUCUUCUCAAAAAUUAAGUUUCGAACAAUUACGUUUAAACAAUAUCACUUCAUUACAACUUCUAUCGUGGUCCGUUUCGAUUGAUAUCGCUGAACGUUAUGAAUUCUAUUUAAGUAUGUCAAAUGCGUCGCUAAAUGAGGAAUUCUAUAAUUGUACCGAACCGUGGUUUGGUUCCCAAUGUCAAUAUUCAUUUGGAUUUAAUGAACAGAUAUCUUUCAAUCAGAUUGUUGAAGCAACGUUUCGUGGAAGAUUAUCAUAUUUCGAAUCAUCCGAUACGAUAAUCAAAGUACCCUGUUAUAUACUUUUAGAAUGUCAUCGUAAUGGACAACCUUGGUGUCUUGAUUGGCGUGAAGUAUGCAAUGGAAUUAUCGAUUGUUUCGAUGAAGGCUCUGACGAAGAAAACUGCUUUGAUAUGGAAAUUAAUAAAUGCGAAGCAAAUGAAUACCGAUGUCAUAAUGGAUUGUGCAUAUCAGGCGCACUUUGGGAAGAUGGUGCCGGUGAUGCCGAUUGUCUUGAUCGAUCAGAUGAAGUAUUAGAUCUCAUGUAUAAAGACUUUUGUUUUCAAGAUCCGACGUUUCAUUGCGAAGAACAUUCGUGUAGACCAGAUGGAGGUACAUUUGCUUGCGGUGAUGGUCAAUGCGUCGAAACAUUUUAUGCAUGUGAGAACGGCCGCCAUUUAUUAUUGAUAGAAUCCAUGACAAGCAAAGGUGAUCUAAAAGAUGAAUGUUGGAUUACUAUGAUCUGUCUUACUAAACUAGUCACAGACGUUAAUGGGAAGUCAUGCGAAAUAUGGUUAAUGAAUAAUUCAAUUGAUGCAAUUCAUGAAGAAUGCAAUUCAUUUUUUCAAUUUCCAACCGUACCAAUUUAUUCUCCUCAUGUUCGUUUAUUCUAUGAAAAAUUUCAUUUGAAUAGAAGUAUAAAUGAAUUCUUUUUUCCUGAUUAUAUUUGCUAUGAUCAACAACUAUGUCAUUAUAUGAAACCAAACUUAAUUCAUGAAAAUUUGACUUGUUUAAAUGUAUCUGAAUUAAAAUUAACAAGAAACUAUACUAUGGGAUCUUGGAUUGAAAUAAUAUUAACAAUCGAACAACAUUUUCGUCCAUGUUUAAUUCCUCAUGUUACUUAUGAAAACAAAACAAAAAAUUCUACAAUUUAUUCAUCAUUAUAUCAAUGUCAAAAUUCAUUGAAAAUUAUUUCUACAAGUCGUAUUAGGGAUAGACAAAUAGACUGUUUUCAAUUCGAUGACGAGACGUAUGAACAUAGUUGUCAACUUAAAGAUAAAUAUCGCGUCAGAUGUCGUGAAACUAAUACAUGUUGGUCUCCUAUUAUGAAAGAAGAAGUUUGUUUAUUGCAUGGCGAAGAUAGAGACGUUUCAUUUGAUCGUUUUUGUAAUGGUGUCCUAGAAUACUAUUAUCGUGAUCAUGAUGAUAUAAAAUAUGAUGAUGAAGAAGGAUGUGAAAUAUGGUUAUGUAAUAAUAUGUAUUCACGUUGUGAUGGUUAUUGGGCAUGUAAAGAUGGACGAGAUGAGCAUAACUGUGGUCACGUUAAAUGCCAUUCAGGAACUCAAGCAUGUGUAGAUCGUAUUAAUUAUACUGUAUUUUGUUUACCUUCGGAACGUGUUAACAAUGGCGAUGUCGAUUGCUUCGGAGCGUCAGACGAACAACAGCAAUGUCGAAGAUCUUAUCCUCCAACUGACGUAUCACCACGCUUUCGCUGUUCAAUUGAUAACGCAUGUUUAUCACCAUCUCAAUUAUGUGAUGGCGAACUAGAUUGUCCAAAAAGUCGUGAAGAUGAAGGAAAAUUUUGUAAUAUCUUUCAAUUUAACUGUAACAAUGAUUUAAUACGUAAUCGAAAUGAAGUUGAACAAGUUCUUUGCGAUCUAAGUGAACAAGACAAUCGUCGAAUUAAAUAUUUUUCUGUUCAAACAUUACCUAGUUAUCCUUCAUUAGAACAAAAUUUUAUUAAUGAAAGUUUUUAUUGGCCACUAGAUCAACCAUCAUUUAUAAAUUUCCCUUCAUUUAUAAUUAAGAACAGUUCAUGGUAUUGUAAUCGUGGACUUAUUAUUUAUCUUCGAAGUGAAAAUGAUAGUUUUAAUGAUGCAUGUAUAUGUCCACCUAGUUACUAUGGUCAUUUAUGCCAAUAUCAAAAUCAACGAGUUAGUUUAACAUUACAAUUGAGUUCAAUCGAUAGACAUACUACUUAUGCUAUUGUUAUUAUGUUAAUUAAUGAGAUCGAUCAACGACAAGAUAUUCAUUCUUAUGAUCAAUUUGUCUAUAUAACAAAGCAAAGUUGUAGUAUAAAAUUAAAUCGAUAUUUAUUAUUUCCAGAACGUCCAAAAAAUAUCUCUCAUAGUUAUAGUCUACGUAUCGAUGCAUUUGAAAAAACUCAAAUAACAUACGUUGGAAGUUGGUAUUUUCCUAUUCAUUUUCUUUUCUUACCUAUCAAUCGAAUGGCUAUUUCAUUAAUUCUAUCAAAUCAGACAGUGGAUAAUUCAUCCAAUUGUUUGAUGACAUGCGUGAAUGGCAGAUGUAUAAAAUAUUCAAAUAAAAAUAAAUAUUUUUGUCGAUGUUAUUCGAAAUGGGCAGGUAUUCAUUGUAAUAUAUCAAUCAAUCAUCAAAUAUGUUCAAUUGAUUCAUUUCAUUUGGGAAUUACAUAUAAUCAAUCAAUAUGUGUAUGUCCAUUAAAUAAAUUUGGUUCACGAUGUUUAUUUGCAUCAACAUGUCCAAUUGCUGCUUGUAAAAAUAAUGGUAAAUGUGUACCAGCUGAUGUAACCGUAUCUAAUAGUCAUUAUACAUGUAUUUGUCCUGAUCGAUAUUUUGGUUUUCAUUGUCAAGAUUUAAAAGCAAGACUUAAUGUUUCUUUAAUUGGUAUUGAUAUUCCAGCUUAUGUCGUAGGUUAUUUCUUCACACUUUCAAAUCAAUCAAAUCCAAUUACUACAAUUAAACUACAAAAAUUAACACUCUUUCAACAUAGUGUUACUUUUUAUAUUUCAAUGGUAUAUCAUAUGGUUAUUGUUCAAGUUAAUAAUAAAUUUUAUCUUGCUGUUAUUCAACAAUUACCACAAAUCGAUCUUUCAACAUCAAUUCGUUCGUCACAAGAAUGCGUUCCUGUUGAACGAUUAUUAAAUUCGACCAUAUUAAAAAUGACUCAAUAUCGACGAAUCGCAUUUUUUCAUAAACUUUGUCAUAUACGUCAUGAUCUAACUUGUUUUAUUGAUGAAGCUUAUUUAUGUUUAUGUACGAAUGAACAUCAUGCUAAUUGUAUUGAAUUUAAACGUGAUAGAAACUUUCAAUGUACAUUAAAAAAAUAUUGUGCAAAUGAAGCAAAAUGUGUACAAGAUCAUCCAACUUGUCCAUCAACAAGAAUAUGUAUAUGUCCUGAAUGUUUUUUCGGGAAUGAAUGUCAAUUUUAUGCAAAACCUCUUGGUUCGACAUUAGAUGAAAUUUUAGGUUAUGAAUUUAGACGUAAUAUUAUAUUAUCUAAACAACCUAUUACAGUUAAAGUGAGUGCUAUUAUUACAAUGAUUAUAUUUCUUGUAGGGCUCAUUAACUGUAUUUUGUCAAUAAUAAUUUUUCAAAGAAAAAAAUCUCGACAAGUUGGUUGUGGAAUUUAUCUUUUUACUGCAUCAAUUACUUCAUUAAUAAUUAUGAUAUUAUUUACAUUGAAGUUUUGGUUACUUUAUCUCUCUUAUCAAUGGAUUUUAGAACAACGUGGUUUACAAACUAUUCUUUUUUUAAAUUGCCGAAUCGUUGAACCACUUCUAAAAAUAAUAUUAUAUAUAGAUAAAUGGCUUCAGACUUGCGUAGCUAUAGAAAGAAUAAUUUCUGUGCGACAUGGAAUUAAUUUUGAUAAACGGAAAAGCGUAAAAAUUGCUAAAUAUGUUAUUACAAUAGUAAUUUUGAUCAAUUUUGCUGUUUAUAUUCCACAAACACUUAAACUUCAUGUUUUUACUGAUAAAACUGAAGAAAGAAACUGGUGUGUCGUCAAUUAUUCAUCAUUUCUACAAAUAUAUAGUUUUACAUUAAUUAUGUUUCAUUAUAUAGGUCCAUUAAUAAUUAAUUUUAUUUCAGCUAUUACUAUUAUUAUCAUAACUACUCGUCAACGAACAGCUUGCCAACAAAAUCGUACUUUCAAAGAACAUCUUAUAGCUAAAAUUCGACAAUAUAAACAUCUUUUGAUUAGUCCUGUGAUUAUUGUAAUUUUGACAUUACCAUAUUUAAUCGUUUCAUUUAUUUUAAAAUGUGAUAAAUCAACUCAUCUAUUUUGGUUUUAUCUGACUGGUUAUUUUCUUUCAUUCAUACCAUCAACAUUAAUAUUUCUAAUUUUUGUUCUACCAUCACCAGUUUAUAACGAAGAAUUUAAACAAGUAAUAUUAUAUAUUCGUCGACGAUUUCAUAUUUUUCCCAUAAAUAAUUCUACAUAA